UUGGGUGCUUCAGUUGUUUAAGGUCCACCAGGCGUCAUGUGAGGCAACACUUAACCCUCCACACUCACCUCCUCACUGCCAAUUUGCCUUUACCACUAAAGGAAAAACGCUUGAAUAUAUCAAUAUACAACGAAGGACGAGAACAAGGUGUAUUGAGGCUAUGCGAGUGUCUGAAACAUUAAACAUUUAUGUAACGAAUUUGUUACAUUAAUCACGAAAGCUUACUGAAGCCGUCAUUAAUUACGAAGGCUUGACGAAUGUAACGCAGGUGAAACGAGAAGCUCGACAGGCGCAGGUAAUGGUGGUCUAUUGAAAAGGGGAAAGUCACCAGGAUUAUUGUGCCGUCACCACCACCAGAAAUGGCAUUGUGGGUGUGACUACAGCGACUCGGGUCAAACCUCCCGUGUGCUUUGUGACCGGCAAUAGUAGCAUCACAAAGUCCACCACCGCCAGUAGCAGCACCACCGUCCGUGGCAACACCACCGUCUGCGGCAGCACCACCGUCUGCGGCAGCACCACCGUCUGCGGCAGCACCACCGUCCGUGGCAACACCACCAUCACCGUCUGCGGCAGCACCACCGUCUCUAGCAGCACCACCAUCACCGUCUGCGGCAGCACCACCGUCUCUAGCAGCACCACCAUCACCGUCUGCGGCAGCACCACCGUCCGUGGCAGCACCACCAUCUCUAGCAGCAGCACCACCACCACCACCGUCUGCGGCAGCACUACCACCAUCAUCUGUUUGUGGCACCAUCACCGUCUGUAGCAGUAGCCGCUGCGCCAUGCCAGCCACCAUCAACAUGUACGGGGAAACAGAAUACUUGACUGCCCCGCUCGCCUCCGUAGAGGACCUGUCUCGCGUCAACACGCCGGGGGGUUCCCCCUGCCCCAAAUCCCGCCACAGGCACCCAGCUCUUGAAGACCCCAACUGGGAGCCCCCUGAGGACCCAACCUACUACUCCAAGGAUCCCGAAUUUGCCCUGGAACCCACGGUCCUCACGCCUCUACAACCCACUCCUGAAGAGGACACCGGACCUCCAGACAGGUUCAAGCUGGUGUUCUUGACGCUGGUCCUCCACGGCGUGGGCACCCUCAUGCCAUGGAAUAUGUUCAUCACAGCCAAAAAUUAUUUUGUGGACUACAAACUUCGGACGGAUGAUGGCGAAAUUUCAACUUACGUUACAAAUUUUCUGCCUUAUAUAGGCUAUGCAUCACAAAUACCAAAUGUUCUAUUCAACUGGCUCAAUAUCUUCAUUCAGUUUGGUGGCAACCUAACAACACGAAUAGUAUGGAGUAUCCUGAUAGAAGUAGUAGUGUUUGUGUUCACAGUCAUCCUGGCUAUGAUCGACUCUGCUGACUGGCCUGGGGUCUUCUUUUGGAUAACUAUUGCCUCGGUAGUCAUCCUUAAUGUUGCUAAUGGAAUCUACCAAAAUACAGUAUAUGGUAUGGCAGCAAGACUUCCCUUCUCUUACACAGGUGCUGUGGUUCUGGGCUCUAAUAUCAGUGGCACAUUUACAGCUGUGAUUAACAUCAUAGCUAUAGCCAUGGCACCGAACAUCAGGACGUCAGCCAUCUAUUACUUCAUCACGGCUCUGUUUGUGCUCCUGGCAUGCUUUGACACCUACUUUGCUCUACCUCUUAAUCGGUUUUUCAGGUACCACGAGGCACUUCAUGAGAGAGCCAAAAAGGCAGCCAAAAGGGAUCCCAGCAAGCCUAAAGUGCCGUAUUGGCAGAUCUUCAAAAAAGCCUUCCCUCAGCUUUUUAAUGUUUUCAUGGUCUUUUUCGUCACUCUGUCCGUCUUCCCAGCUGUUCUUGCAGAUACUUGCAGAACAGAAGAGAAUUUCCCAGUACCUCCAAAAUACUUCCAGGCCAUUACCUGCUUCCUUACAUUCAAUAUAUUUGCCAUGUUUGGAAAUAUGCUCCCAGGGCUCUUCACAUGGCCUGGUCCAAGAUUUCUGUGUGUCCCCGUGCUUCUUCGACUCAUCCUUAUACCAGCAUUUGUAUUGUGUCACUUCUACCCAGUUAAUGUGGUGAGGAUCAUGCCAGUCCUCAUAGACUCAGACUGGGCUUACUGGGUUUUGACUCUCAUUUUGGGCAUAACCUCAGGAUAUUAUUCUUCCUUGGCAAUGAUGUAUUGCCCAAGGACUGUAGAGCAUGAAUAUGCCCCUGUUGCUGGCAUGAUGGGAGCAGCGUCCCUCAUAACUGGAAUUUUCACAGGCAUCGUUUUCCAGAUUGUGUGCACUUGGGCAGUGACAAACAUUUCCUUUGAAAUUCCUGGGUAUGAUUUCCCUAUGCGAAACUGUACGAAUAGAUUUAGCUAGAAAAGUUAAUGAGAAAUUUUUUAAUGUUUCCAGUUAGUAUGAUAAUUAUUGAUUUUAAGUCUUACUUUUGUGUCAUAGGAAUGUUUCCCUGAAUAAGGGGGAAUUUUUUUUAAGUAAAUGCAGUAAGGCUUUAAAUUACUGAUAUCACACUAAUUACACAAGUGACUGUCUUUCAGAAAUGUAAAGGGGGGUGCAUUUUCAUCAGUGUUGCUGAAAAUGUCUCUUUGUAAUUAUAUCACAUUCAGAAGACUCAAGUCACAGUUAUUGUAAGUGAGAAAAACUUUAUAGAUCUUUGACUGCACAAUAAUGGGUACACUGUGUGUGUGUGCAUUUAAAAAGAUCUCAAAGUCGUUAUGCUCGAAACAUUUCCGAGCACCGUGUUCCUUGAUCGGCUAAGUAUAAGGAAAAGUACCCAAUUUUUCAAGAGCCUCUGAAUACACGAACGGGUCAAUUUGAAGUUCCAGCAUGAAGUAACGAUGGCUUUUUAAGUGCUUAUAUAAGAGGAGGUAUAAAAUGAUUCAUAUUUGUAGUCAAAUUUUAUACAUUUAACUAUAUGCGAACAAGCCUGAAUGGUCCCCAGGACAAUAUGCAACUGAAAACUUUAACUAUAUUUUGCAUAUUCUUUUCAGCUGUAAUUUAUUUCAAGGCUUCAAUGGUAUGAAUGCACUUCGAUUUAGAUUCAAACAGACAACCAAUUUCUACUUUGUAAAUAUUGUACUGUACUCUGUAUAGAUAUGUUGAGACUGGACGAAUUAAGAACCUAUAUUAAAGUGUACUAUACUUGAUAAUACACAAUAUAUUAUCUAAGCAACUUUUUUAAUGAAUAUUGUUCUAUGUACCAGUACUGUAAACACAGUAUUUUACACAUACAAAAUUAUUAUAAUUUUGUAAAUUUAUUUUACAUUAAUAAUUACUGAAAUGUUUGUAUCGUUUCCUCGAUAGUUUACCUACGUUCUUACGUUACUAAGUAUCUUUAAAGAAACAGCUGAAGCUAUCUUUUAAGACAUCACCAUUUAUUUGGCAACUAUUACAUUUUAAUUUUAUCAAUAUAUACGUGUGUGUGUGUAUAUGCAGACACUUUACACCUGUAUAUGUAAUGUAAAAAAUUUGUACGAAUCCAAGAAAAAUUAACAUACUUGGGUGUCCUGAAUAUGUAUAUAAAUAUAUAAUUAUAUACAUAUAAUUAUAAUCUCAUUAACUAUUUGAUAAAGCUAAACACAGUCUGUGGUAUAACUGAAGUGUAAAUAAAUAGAAUAGUUUGUGGCGUGUCGGAGAAGGUGCAAGAUUUUAUAGGUAUACACUGUAUUAACAUUUUGCUACUGUAUGUGGAAAUAAUUUUAAUAGCUACUAAAAGAUAAUUUUGUGAUUAGUUUAUAUACUUAUAAAUAUUUAGCAUUGUGCAUAUCCUUUUAAGUUUCAGAAAAUACCACACAAAUUUUUAUUUGUAUAAUUAUCAAAUAUACAGAGCGGGUAGUAAAUUACACUUCAGGAUUGAAACUUCCAAGAACACACUACUGGGGUUUUACGUUCUUUGCUACACGAUUUUUCUCCCUUCACAAAAAAAAAAAAAUGACUGCAAAUUGUGAAGUAACCCUGUGAUUUCCACUAUGCGAAGGUACUUGUGUAUAGUUUGUACUAUAUAACAAAGUAAAUCUUUGUAAUUAUGUGAACUAAUGGCAAAAAUCACGUCAGAUUUGAAGCUUGCAAUGAAAAACUGUCCAGGAUCACACGGUAGCUUUACAGUGAAAAUGUGCAUGACUGAAACAUAUCAAUUCAAAACUAAUGCAAAUGUUCAUUUGCCUAUGCCAAUUUUUAUGAAAUGCUUUUUUUUCGAUCGCUUAUGAAACUACAUUCUUCCUUGUUGAAAUAUUAUAAAAGAUGUAUUUGACAACGUCUUGACAUUGACAAGUACAGUGAUAAAAUGAAGCUUUACACAAAUGGGUUACAGGGAGAUUUCAAAAGCUUAUUUAAGUUAUUUGUUAGAAAAGUAAGCACAGUUCAUUUCUGGGAUUGUGCAAAACUUUAUUGUACCGUAAUUUCAUUUUGAUAGUAUGACCCACUGAAAGUUUAAAAUUAGCAAAUCUGUUUGCUAAUGGUUAAUGGGGUUUGAGGUGUAAUACCUAUAGAAUUCUGAAAUUUGACAUAAUCAAAUUUAAUUUUUGCAUUUACAUACUGACCCUGAAGCCAUGUUGUUGAUAAGUCUCUUUGGUGUAAGUAUUUUUGUACUUUAAUGUUUUUUACCCAAUGUAUUUUAAAAUGCAGCCUCAUCUUUACAACAACUGCUUCCCUAACACGAGUCCGACUGUCCGCAACCCCUGCGAAGGAAACGUCAUUUUCUUAGUCCCUUGUGUUUGUCAUGCUUUCACUUUCUAGAUGCCAUUUUUUGAGAGUACAUAAAGUGAUGCCUUGUGUAGUGCAAAGAGAAACAGCUCAAGUUUAAUUAAGAUGGUGACAACUAGACAUUUUUAGCUGUGGCAGCUUAGUGGGGGUAUUGUAACUAAAUACUGACAUUAUAGUUUAAAAGGUUUUCUUACUGCAAAUGUGAAAUAUGGCCAUGCAUGCCUACAAAUAAGUAAUGAGAAUUGGUCUAGUUAAAUGCCAGUUUUGUAUAUCUUCAAUGUCAGUUUACCUCGAUAUUUGCCCGUAACUAUACAUAAUUUGUAGCCAUUCACAAUGCUAAUAAUUUUUUUUAAAUAGUCCACAUUUUUUUUAUGUGGGCUAAUGACUAAAUCAAGCAAGGAGAAGGGUGCACAAAACAUAUAUAUAUAUAUAUAUAAACUGUAUAUACUUCAGUGUUAUGUUUCUAAGAAGUCAUGUAUAGAAAAAACAAAUUUAAUUAUGUUGUACCCUUGAGCUACAACAUCUGGUUGUCAUUUGUAAACAAUGUGUAUUACAGUACUACUAAACACCACUUGACAAAAAUAAAGAUGUCGAUUACAAUAUUUACACAACGCAAAAGUCAAUUCCUAGUAGUCAUAGGAAAUUUGAUUAGGACUGAUUUAUUUAUUGGUUUUAAUAGUUAUUUUUAUAUAAUUCUGACUUUGUAUCCUGAAGUCUGUACAAAAUAGCAAUGACCUGGAAAUAGUUUUUGAUUUAACAGCAGAGUACAAUCUGUAAGAAUCUGCAAAAUAAAUUGUUCCUUGUU
Procambarus clarkii (red swamp crayfish) is the source of this 5466-nucleotide messenger RNA. RefSeq names its product Equilibrative nucleoside transporter 2 (gene Ent2). Gene Ontology annotation, biological process: nucleoside transmembrane transport. Gene Ontology annotation, molecular function: nucleoside transmembrane transporter activity. The record is from RefSeq and is a predicted model, not a curated record. Lineage: Eukaryota; Metazoa; Arthropoda; Malacostraca; Decapoda; Cambaridae. Gene Ontology annotation, cellular component: plasma membrane.